Molecule: messenger RNA, 3935 nt
Organism: Bactrocera dorsalis (oriental fruit fly)
Lineage: Eukaryota; Metazoa; Arthropoda; Insecta; Diptera; Tephritidae
Gene: Hs3st-B
Product: heparan sulfate glucosamine 3-O-sulfotransferase 6
Exons: 3
Coding region: 717-1922 (401 amino acids)
Molecular function (GO): [heparan sulfate]-glucosamine 3-sulfotransferase activity
Source: RefSeq, a predicted model, not a curated record
AAUAUACAACCCCCAGCGGCAGCGGCGUUCUACCAAUAAAGCAAGCUGUCAGUUAUCCUUUUUGACAUUUACUUUUGGAGCGCUUUUGUAGCGGCUUCUGUUUUUGUAUGCCGCUGUUCUGCUUUUCAUGCUCUGUUUUUGUGCGUCAUUCGUCUUUAUCAUUUGGCGAAAUGCGUGAAGUUUGGAAGGCAAGCAAACAUUCCUCGCCACUUUCAUGGCGGAUAUUUGACAUUUAUUGCGCCCACACCAACACACACACAUACAAACAUUAUAGAAAUGUUUGACUUGAUUUCUUAUCGACUUAUAUAUGUAUAUACAAGUAUAUGGAUAUGUAUUUGUAAAUUGCCCUCAUUCGCCUUAACGCUCAAUCACCCACACACACACACCAACGCACACAAUCAAGCCGAGCUGUGCGAAAUCAACCCUUUUCGAUGGGAAAUCGUUGCAGGAAAUUUUGGAAAUUUUCCUCUUCGUCAAAUUAGUGCAAUUGUGCAAUUAUUCUAGCAACACACAGCAAUGUAGUGACUAUCGAAAAUCAGAAAAUCGCUGAUUUUUAGCAAAAUGUAGUGGCCAUAGUUAAGUUGAACAAGUUGUGAUGUGUGUACUUAUAACGGUAGUUGUUCGGAGCGCAUUUAAUAUCGUCAAAUCGACCGAAAUUGUGCAUUUUGUGUGAUUUGGAUGGAGAAAACGAGCAACGAGGGCAGCGCCGCAGCAGUAUGUUUGUCAUGAACUGGUUCAACAAUCUCAGCAAUCGCAGUUUGGCGAUAACGCUGCUAAUUUGCAUAUCCCUAAUAUAUGUAUCAUAUACAUUUAAUUCGUGCCUAUUAACAAGCAUUAGUCGGACAUUCCAAAAGAAUCCAUUUCGCGGCCUACUCUUUUCCGAUGACGAGCUCACCGUUACUACUGCAACACCGCUACCCACAAAGCUAGACAAUUCAAAUGACAGCGUUAAUGUCGUCAGUGUGGCAUCGAAACACACAUCGGCAGCAUUAAGCUUAAGAAUUCACGGUUCAUCCGUUGUACAUAUUGUGCCGUUAAGUGACUCAAAUAACAACACCAACAACAAUAAUAAUGCGAGCAAUCCGCCACAGGAAGCUGCCGACGGUUCACCGAAAUAUCGUUUCCUACGUCAACAAGGUUUGCAUCCGUCGCGUCAUCUGCCCGACACGCUCAUUAUUGGCGUGAAGAAGAGCGGCACACGCGCGCUACUUGAAUUUAUACGUCUGCAUCCGGAUGUACGCGCCGCUGGCUGUGAGGUGCAUUUUUUUGAUCGUCAUUAUCAACGCGGUCUGCGCUGGUAUCGUCACCAUAUGCCCUACACCAUUGAGGGUCAAAUAACAAUGGAGAAGACGCCGAGCUAUUUUGUGACAAAAGAGGUGCCGCAGCGGGUGCAUCAAAUGAAUGCGGCGACAAAGCUGUUAAUUGUCGUGCGCGAUCCUGUGACACGAGCCAUAUCCGACUACACGCAAGCGGCCAGCAAGAAGUCGGAUAUGAAACGUUUCGAAGAUUUAGCCUUCGUCAACGGCUCGUUCGCGGUAGUGGACACCGCUUGGGGACCCGUCAAAAUAGGUGUAUACUCGCGUUAUCUGGAGAAGUGGUUGAAAUACUUUCCGCUCUCGCAAUUGCUCUUCAUAAGCGGCGAACGACUUAUUAUGGAUCCUGCCUACGAGAUUGGACGUGUACAAGACUUCUUGGGUCUUAAACGCGUCGUGACUGAGAAACAUUUUUACUUUAACGCCACCAAAGGUUUCCCUUGUCUAUUCAAGUCGGAAGCGCGUUCCACGCCACAUUGUUUGGGCAAGACGAAAGGACGCAAUCAUCCGCACAUUGAGGAAGCUGCCAUCGAACGUUUGCGUGAAUUCUAUCGACCGUUCAACAACAAAUUUUACCAAAUGACCGGCAUCAAUUUCGCUUGGCCCUAAAUCGGAUACGCGCAAGCGUCUUGUGAAGUCAAGUCGCUGUAUAUAUUGAGUGGAAGUAAAUUACAAGCGCUUUGAAAGCGUUUAACGAAGUUAGAAAUUACGAUAUUGUCGGACAAUUUACGAUGUUCGUCGCAAAUGUUUACGAUAUUCGUCAACAUAUUUACGAUCUAUGUAUGUAUUGAGAUACAUUCAUAUAAAAGUGGUAUCAACUAUGCUGUUGUUAGCCAAAUUUACAUACACACAUACUCAGUAUGUACUCUUAAGUGAUAACGAGCGAGUAGUUAAGUACUCGUUUGUUGAAUGAUCGUCGAAAAUGCACAAUUUUUGCUUCAAAACUUUAUAAACGAACUUUGCAAUCUCCUAGUUUACAUAUACGAAUUACAUACAUACAAAUCGUAGAUCAUUAGCGUAAGCGUUUCAUACAUACUGACAUAGGUAUUAAUAAUACUAGCAUAAAUAUAAUACAUUUACAUUGCAAGCGCGAAAAAUCAUUACUUCACGCACCAAAUGAUAAAUGAAAUCAAUAUCUUAGCAAGUGAAUCGAUAUACUAUAUAAUUUAUGCGAUAAUCAACUACGUAGAUCGAUUUAAUAUGCAAAUAUCUGGGUUUUUGAACAUUAGGGUGGAAAGUUUGAACAAAAUCUGCAGAUCUCAGAUCUAAUUUGGACUCAUAUAUAAAUAUUUUUAUGAAAAAAUUCUGCAAAAUUCGUCUUCAAACCGAUCUAAAGUUGUAUCUAGAUAUGAUCGAAAAAAGGCUGUGCUUUAAGGUCUAUUUUUUGAAUUAUCGCAAACUCGAAAAUUCUUUGUUAAAAUUAUAACAAGUGAGAAAGUUGAACAAGUUCAGUUGAGGGCGGAUAUUAGACACUUUCACAAAUUCAAGGAAGACUAUUGUAUGUACAUAUAUGUAAGUAUUUCGAGAUGUCUCCUAGCAUAAUGACCUAUAAUCCUACUUCCAAGCCACUGAACAGACAAUCUUUAGCGGAAUAAAAAUACAGGUACGUUCCGUUUGGAUAAACCAGACUAUCGUGGGAACGGGUUAGUCCUACUUCCGAGCGGCCGAAGUGACAAUCUUUAGCCGGACAAAAAUUUGGGUUGGUUUUGGUUCCAUAGACUGGACAGUCGUGGAAAAGGGUUAGUCGCAGGUUCAUAUGUCCUAUUUCACAACUUUUUUGGAAGACGAUGUGGUAACUUUCCCAGUGUAUUAAAUGUUUGAAGCUUUAUUUUUAUAUCCGUAUCAUCGUAGAGGAAUCUACAUUAAAUUCAUAUAAGCUUAUAGAAAUCAAACUGAAAUUACGUCGGCGUUCGAAACAGGUCGUGAUUGGAGUGUAGUCGCUGAGAUGAAGCAACUUUUUAUACUCCGUUUUCUUUGCUUUAGAUGUUGAACACUGAACGGGUGAGGGACUUUUUAAGUACCCGCUAUAUAAUCUCAGCUUAGUAUACUGAUUUUAGAUGAAUUAGAUUUUGGUUCAGGCUUGGAUUAUUCCCCUACCAUCAGCCUUUCCAAAUUAAACAUUUCGCAACCUUUCGAAUAACGUUUCAAAGAAAUUUACAUAUCAGACAGUCCAAAAAGUGUUUAUCGUUUCUCAAAAAAGGAGCCUCAUCUAUUAUAGUUAGAACUAGCUAUUUAAAAUAUCUUCGUAUAACUUCCUACUGGCGAAUGAUUGUUAUUGAAACUUUUAAAAAUCGAAAUCGUAAAUAAUCCACAACGUCUCACAAGAUAAUGAUCACAAUGGUGAAAGUGCAUGAAAGCUCAGAAUUUUACCGUAUUUUCCGGAUCUGGUGCCAGCAGCGUUCUCCUGUACUCAAACCUUAGGAGUAUACAUACUGCAGAAAAAAGUUUAGCGACAUCGAAUAGAAAAUCGACGAGACUAAGUCCUCUUAAGUCCUCGAAGCAAGAGACAAAUCUUUCUAUAUAUGUGGUACAACGAAGUUGGAAGUUUGGUAUUACCGGUGGUACACUCACUAGCACUAUGCUCAAUAAAAAACCUACUUCUCCAAUAAUUUAUAUUUUAUG